AUGAGUUGUCUGCUUGCCUUCAAAAGUGGAGCCGGCAAACAUGGACGCCUCGUGGCAUCCACUGUUGUUUUCAGGAGAUUUCUCUCGUCUCCCGUGGAAUCUCCGUCUACUAUUAAUAGCGCAGCUCCCUAUCUGACUGGUCAGGACCUCAAACUCGAAAACAAGAGUCCAACAGUUGAAAGGCGUGUGAGGAAUGAAGUAUCUCGGUAUUCUGUUGGGGUUCCCUUGGAAGAGUCGCUCAGCCCGCCUAGUUCUUGGUACAAAGACCCUCAGAUCUUUCAGUUGGAACAGGAAGCUGUCUUUCUGGACAACCGGAACAACUGGGUGGCUGUCACGGCAUUGGAUACUUCCUCCGCGAGUACCAGUACCAGUACUCGUAAGCCAGGCUUUUACCAGACAGGCACUUUCUUGGGUCAACCUUAUCUGCUCACUCGCAACCAAAAAGGAACGUUGCAAGCUUUCUACAAUGUUUGCACGCACAUGGGCAGUUGUCUUGUUGGACCGUGGACAAACCAAUGCCACAGUAGUAGUAGUGCUAGUAGCAAAAUCAGCUUGACGUCUAGUCUUGUGGGACAGUCUACCCAAGGAAAUCUUACCAAACGGGCAAAUGCACAGACUUCCUUUCAAUGCCCUUAUCACGGAUGGCAGUUCAAUCUGGAUGGACGGCUCACAAAAGCUACGCAUGUCAAGGGAAUACAGAACUUUCGAGCCAAGGACUUUAGCCUCAAACAGAUACCGCUCAAGCAGGUCGGACCCGUUGUCUUUCUCAACUUUGCUGCAGCUGGCAACAAACAAGUAGAUGGCUAUGACGGUAGUAAUGGUCACAAAGACUUGUUUGAUCAAAGUCGAAGCUUGUUCUUGGACCGGUUGGGUCAAAAUGGAUUUCUUCCCGAUCUAUCCAACAUGAAACUCGUCAAGACCAAACAGUACACGGUCAAAUGCAACUGGAAAGUGUUUUGCGACAACUACGGUGACGGGUGCUACCAUUGCUCCUUUGCCCAUGCCGAUUUGGCUGCCAACAUUGACGAAACCAAUUACUCCACCGAAAUCUUGUCGCCGCACUUGACCAUUCAGCAAGCGCCGCCAAGCGAUGCAGAUGAUGAACGAUUUGGAACCAAAACAGCAAUCUACGCGCAGUGGUAUCCCAAUAUCAUGCUCAAUCGGUACGGCCCGUGGCUCGAUUUGGACCUCGUUACCCCCCUCGACGUGGCCACGACGCAAGUCACGAAGGCGUGGUUCCUCGAAACUGACUAUCCAGUGCCUUCGGCAACCUAUCUAGACACAAGUCUCCAAAGCAGCGAACAGGUUCAUGAAGAAGACGUCUUUUUGUGCGAAAAUGUUCAACUGGGGUUGCAGAGUCGGGGAUUUGAGGCUGGAAGAUACGUACCCUCCAAGCAGAUUGCAACCUAUCACUUUCACCAGCGCCUAGCUACAGACCUGCGUCUUCACUGCCUAUCAUGA
Seminavis robusta is the source of this 1461-nucleotide messenger RNA. The record is from the annotation of a GenBank genome assembly. Lineage: Eukaryota; Bacillariophyta; Bacillariophyceae; Naviculales; Naviculaceae.